This is a messenger RNA of Chondrus crispus (carragheen), 2136 nucleotides long. RefSeq names its product Sel1-repeat containing protein. Gene Ontology annotation, molecular function: protein binding. The transcript is spliced from 2 exons. The record is from RefSeq and is a predicted model, not a curated record. NCBI's taxonomy places the organism in Eukaryota, Rhodophyta, Florideophyceae, Gigartinales, Gigartinaceae. The coding region runs from base 1 to 1629 and encodes 542 amino acids.
AUGACGUCAGGCAUCGUGAGUGUAAAGCCAAGAGCACACAAAACGGGGACAGAGGUUGAGAUGUGGUCGGGAUGGGAACCGUUUCGAAGCCAGCAAUGCAGAUUUGAGCUAGAAGGGGACAAAGUUCUUGCGAAAUUUGAAGUGAGCAUGCGACACGGUGAUCUCGUUGUUAGAAAGAAGAACAUUACGACAUUGUACACCCAAGCCGUCGGGGAGAGAAGGUUCGCGGUGUACGAAGACAAUGACCGCGAGGCCUUACAAGACGGAUGUUUGAUAGUAGGAGAAGCACUGGUUGAUAAGUCGCCAGGUUGCUUGAGCUCAGUCAGGGAUGGAGUAUAUGAAGAUGAAGAGUUUGCGAAGAACCUGCCAGCAAAAGGCGAAAAUGUUAUUGGGGAAGAGUUGGGCCAGGUCCGAAGAGCCAUUUUUCUGUUGAAGGUUGCUGCACUGGAGCAUGGUGAUAUGAACGCGUUGCAGAGAUGCGUGAAGCUCCUCACCGACUCGAGUGAGGAGAUGACAGAACACAUGAUAUUGACGAACAGGCGACGAGCUGGAGAAUUGGUGCUAGCUUUUUUCCACAGUGUUUUUGUGAGCAGAAAGGGGAGUGGCGGGGUCAAGGGGGGUGGAAGAGAGUUUGAAGCGUUGUUUUCAUUAUUACAAGAGCUUGUGGAGAAAUCGGCUUUUGACAACUAUGUCGUGGAUGUGGUUCUGGAUUUUCUGAAAUGCGCAGUAGAUCUGAGUAUACCUGAGGAUGUACGAAGCUGCCUCAUAUGGAUGCGAAGGUUGAUAGCAAGAUCACUGAGAUUGGAUAAGUUGGAUUGUCUUUGUCGCAGUUUUGAAGAAAUACUUGGAGCGGAACGAGGGCAAAGAGUGGCUAUCCGUCGGAAGCAGUUGUUCUUCACGGACAGUGAGGUGACCGAGUACGACGUGCGUACUGUUAACAUUUUGGAAAAGGCUCUUCUGGAACGCCAGAUUGAGGAGCAUGAUGAUGUCUACGCGAUGAACAAGCUAGGACUGAUGCUGCAUAACGGCGCAGAAGGAGUAGAAGCCGAUGCGGUACGCGCAUUGGAGCUUUAUGAGCUUGCAAUAUCAAAAGGCACUAACUGCUCUGCGAUGUACAACCUAGGUUGUUUGUUGGAGAAGGGAGGGGAGGGGGUCGAGAAGGAUGCGGUACGAGCCAAGGAGUUGUUCGAGCGUGCAAUCAAUGAGCAUGGUCAUGUCGGGGCGAUGAACAAUCUAGGACUGAUGGUGAAGGAGGGUGCAGACGGAGUAGAAGCCGAUGCGGUACGCGCAAUGGAGCUUUAUGAGCUUGCAAUAUCGAAGGGCAGGAACGGCAUUGCGAUGUACAAUCUUGGUAUCUUGCUGAGAGACGGGGCAAAGGAUUUGGAUUGCAAUUUGGUGCGCGCAGCUGAGCUGUUUAAGAUGUCCAUUGAAGAGAGCAACGAUACAGACGCAAUGGUGGAACUGGGAAAUCUGUUACGCGAUGGAGCGGAAGGAGUCCAGCGGGAUACAGAUCGUGCAUGCAGAUUGUAUGAGAGGGCCAUCAAAGAGGACAACCAUUCCGAGGCUGUAGAGAAUCUUGCUGCGCUGCGCGAUGCUGAGAUAAAUGAGGUCACAGAAGACGGAGACUGAACGAUUUCAGAAGUCAGCAAGAGCACUCUCCCGAACGGAGAUGGCGGGUGCCGUCGGGGAGAGCAGAAGGGAAACCCGAGGCUCAAGGCGAGUUUCCCUUCGUUAAGAUCCCUGUAGAAGAUGGGAUAAAGACGUGGUUCCUACCGUCCGGUAGCGACGGGUAGAUCGCCGAUGCUGAGUUCAACUCCUUUAUCGGGACAAUGAACUCAGAGGCAGCGGCCGGCGCUAGGGCGCCCGCCUCAGGCUGCACCCGGAACGGAGAACGGAAUCAGGACUUGUCGAGGUGGCGCACCGGAGGAGUCCUUUUGCUCUCGCCCCGUCGCCGCUUUAGCUUUCAACACUCAUUUGACCUGUUGUGGUUGGUCGCUGGUGCCAUCCACGGGCAUCCCCGACAACCCCGUGACGGACCACAAGGACAGACUGUCCGCAUUACAGUCUGUCAUCCGCGGUACUUAGACCCACGGGACGGCGACGACGAGUAAAGACGACCCCAUGAGGAUUACGAUU